AUGAUAGGCCAGUGCGUGAAGAACAUGCAAACCUCAGGCUAUCAGGGGGAACAUGGCCCCAUGGACCGCCAAGUUCUCUGCUGCCCCCUUGUAGAGUUCACCUCUCCCCAAGGAAGCAGUUUUGGUCAGCGCAGAGGGAUCCGGCCACCCCAGGCGAUGGCCAGGGACAGAGGUGAGGACUGCCGUCAUGUCCCGCCCGCUGUUUGCUGCACGCCAUGGGUGUCUCGCUCCAGGACCUUGCUUCAGACGUUCAAUGAAAAUUCUCUUAAGAGAUUAAGUGCCUACUUAGAAAACCUCCAGAAAUCAGGCUUCAAGUCUUUGAAACCAACCCAGCUUGUGUUUUAUGUAAGAGAAACAGACCGGAAUUCCUCUGAUGGCCAGGAACACUUCAGCACUUCAGGAUUUCGAGCAGUCAAAUUUACUUUGCACACCAGAGAUCUGCUAAGCACAGUAUUAUAUAUUCUCAACUCCUGCAGUUUAUCCAUUGAACAUAUCCAAAGCUUGAAUACUAAUGUGCAUUCCCAGCCUCUCAAAGAGGCCAAAAGGAUAUCUGACAGGCCCAUCAAAUGGGACAAGUCUUACUACUCCUUUACUGGGUUCAAGGACCCUGAUGAAGACCUCGAGCAAGUCUGGAGAAUGGAAACAACCCUAACAUCCUGGUUAGAUAACAAUGGGAAAAGUGCUGUUAAAAAGCUGAAGAAUAGUUUGCCACUUAGAAAAGAACUAGAUCGUUUAAAAGAUGAACUGUCCCAUCAAUUGCAGCUCUCGGAUAUCAGGUGGCAGAGGAGCUGGGGCAUCGCCCACCGCUGCAGCCAGCUGCACAGUUUAGGCCGCUUAGCCCAGCAGAACUUGGAAAGCCUUAAAAAUGCAAAAGGAUGUACAAUAAUAUUUACAGACCGGUCCGGGAUGAGUGCAGUGGGCCAUGUGAUGCUGGGAACAAUGGAUGUCCAUCAUCACUGGACAAAACUUUUUGAAAGAUUACCGAGUUAUUUUGACCUGCAGAGGAGGCUGAUGCUACUGGAGGACCAAAUAAGCUAUCUUCUAGGUGGCAUCCAAGUUGUUUAUAUCGAAGAAUUACAGCCAGUGUUGACACUUGAAGAAUAUUACUCUCUUCUCGACGUGUUCUAUAAUAGACUCUUGAAAAGUCGAAUACCUUUUCACCCUCGAAGUUUGUGUAGUUGGCAAAUGAUCCUUAACAGGAAUUAA
Messenger RNA from Balaenoptera ricei (Rice's whale), 1206 nucleotides. RefSeq names its product T-cell activation inhibitor, mitochondrial-like. NCBI's taxonomy places the organism in Eukaryota, Metazoa, Chordata, Mammalia, Artiodactyla, Balaenopteridae. Gene Ontology annotation, cellular component: mitochondrion. The transcript is spliced from 9 exons. The record is from RefSeq and is a predicted model, not a curated record. The coding region runs from base 1 to 1206 and encodes 401 amino acids.